AUGGUGACGGGCCAAGUCCAAGAGUCGCAGAAUAUUCUAAUCAACGGCAACAGGAUUGUGAGCAUGCAAAGUGAAGAGAUCAGUCCGGGGGCCGAGCACAAUUUUGAUGCCACAGGCAGGUUCGUCAUGCCGGGGCUCGCCGAUAUGCACGUCCACUUAUACUUCACCAACGAUCCAGCGAACUUCGCGACGACGGAUAAUUCGGUGCUCCCCGCGUUGCUGGCCAACGGUGUGACGACUGUUCAAGACCUCGGCAGCAACUGCGAUGCCGUUAAAGACACAGUGCAAAGAAUCGGACACAACGAGCUGCUGGGGCCGCGCAUAUUCACAACGUGCGAGAUGCUCGACGGCGAGGAGUCGCAAUUCGAAACGGUGAAGCGGUUGCGGGACCCUGAAGCAGUGGAAAAUGAAGUCCAGAAGCUCAUGGCGCAAGGUGUCAACAGAAUCAAACUUUGGUUAUCUGCGAAUUGGUCGCAAAGUCGCCUCAGCCUGGCCGACAACCUGAGGAAAGCCGGUGCCCGGAUGCGCGCCGGCACAAACUUGCCGCAGGGGCGCGGCCUCUGCCCGAAUGGCGCCACACAUACGGAGCUCAAGUUGAUGGUCAAGGCGGGAUUUACGCCGCUGCAGGCGCUUCAGUCUGCGACGACCAAUGCAUACGAGUCCUUGGAUAUGGGCUCCCAGUUGGGGACGAUUGAGCCGGGAAAGAUGGCGGAUAUGGUCUUGCUGAGGGGGGAUCCGGUCGAAGACAUCAACAACAUUGACACGAUUGCUGGAGUCGUCGUUAAUGGCACACUUCAUGGCAAGGAGGCGCUUGACAAGAUGCUCAGUGAUGCCGACGUCGUCAACAACUUGCCGUUUGCGUGUGGUGGCAAGAACGCCGUAAAGCCCAGGGUUGGAUGUUGUUCUGUCUAG
Molecule: messenger RNA, 912 nt
Organism: Metarhizium acridum CQMa 102
Lineage: Eukaryota; Fungi; Ascomycota; Sordariomycetes; Hypocreales; Clavicipitaceae
Molecular function (GO): hydrolase activity, acting on carbon-nitrogen (but not peptide) bonds
Source: RefSeq, a predicted model, not a curated record